Mollisia scopiformis is the source of this 471-nucleotide messenger RNA. RefSeq lists its product as uncharacterized. The record is from RefSeq and is a predicted model, not a curated record. The transcript is spliced from 2 exons. NCBI's taxonomy places the organism in Eukaryota, Fungi, Ascomycota, Leotiomycetes, Helotiales, Mollisiaceae. The coding region runs from base 108 to 353 and encodes 81 amino acids.
CCUUCAAUCCGCUCGACUUUUUCUGAUCGUGUGGAAAUACACCGAGACAGCGUCGCUGGAAGACAACAACUCUCCGACGGUGAUAGCUUCGUUCCUCUGCUUGGGUGAUGCCAGCUGGCGUGGGAAUCGCGUGGGUUUCCAUUCCAGUGGCAAGCUACCUCUACGGACGAGUGCUAAGGCAGACUGAAAAAGGAGUCUGGGAACGCCGGCGCCAUGUCACAACCAGCGAGCUGGGUCUCCACAUGAUGGAGGAUUUCGUCCGGUGUGUUUAUUCUUCACGAUGCUGGAAAGAGAAGAUGUUGCGGUCACUGUCACGUGUGGGUAGAAUGGGAGGAGACUGUGAUAGUCGGUGAUGCCGGUCGAAAUAUGGAGAUAUAUCCUCAUGGCCAGCGUUAUCAGGGCUCUACAGAGGGGUGAUAAAAGUCUGCAAUAUCAAGAGCACGUUUUCGACGUCUUGGCCCGGGAACCAAU